AUGGAUGAUGAAGCUUGUGGAAUAACUACGGUGAUUAGAGUGGUCUCGCCGGCACACUAUGUGUUCAAGAUAGAGUCUUUCUCUUUGCUGUCGAAGAACAAAGUCGAUGUGUAUGAGACGAACGAUUUUGAAGCUGGAGAUCAGAAGUGGAGACUGAUUCUACAUCCCAAAGGAGACAAAAACAGAAACGGAGGAGAUCACCUGUCUAUAUAUCUAGCGAUUUCCAACAAGUCUCCUUUGAAAGUUGGCUCCGAGAUAAAUGCGACAGUUAGGUUCUUUGUGUUAGACAGAAUUCGCAACCGGUACUUGAUGAAAGAAGGGAGACCUACAAGGUUUCACACGACCCAGUCUCAAUGGGGCAUUCCGAGAUUUAUACCAUUAGCAACUUUCAUUGACCCAUCCAAUGGAUACCUCAUUGACGACACCUGCGUUUUUGGAGUGGAGGUUCUUGUCAUCAAGAAUUCGGGCUUGGGAGAAUGUUUCACACCAAAAGAGGGUACAUCAUAUACACAUAAAUGGAAGAUAUCAAGGUUCUCGAGUUUGAAACAAGAGUCCUGCUGGUCCAAGCCAUUUUUGGCUGGCAAUCAGAAAUGGAAGUUGCAUCUAUAUCCGAGGGGAGAUUUAGCAGAGAGGAACAAAAGCCUUUCAAUAUAUCUUUGGUUGGCCGAUUCAGGGAAACUCGAUCUUGGGCAGAAAGUUAACGCAAGCUUCACCAUUCGGUUGAGAGGCAAAGAUGGCACUGUUCUUGGGGAGCGGAUGAGUAAAGGUUCGUUUUGGUUCAGUCAAUCGACCAAUUCGUCAGGUGAUUCCUGUGUCAUUGAAGCCGAAGUCACGGUGCUAGGCACAACUAGCAAGUUGCCAUGA
Messenger RNA from Rhodamnia argentea, 864 nucleotides. RefSeq lists its product as uncharacterized. NCBI's taxonomy places the organism in Eukaryota, Viridiplantae, Streptophyta, Magnoliopsida, Myrtales, Myrtaceae. Gene Ontology annotation, molecular function: protein binding. The transcript is spliced from 7 exons. The record is from RefSeq and is a predicted model, not a curated record. The coding region runs from base 1 to 864 and encodes 287 amino acids.